Messenger RNA from Gadus chalcogrammus (walleye pollock), 3843 nucleotides. It is a transcript of the gene slc26a1, whose product is annotated as solute carrier family 26 member 1. The record is from RefSeq and is a predicted model, not a curated record. Gene Ontology annotation, cellular component: membrane. Gene Ontology annotation, molecular function: chloride transmembrane transporter activity; bicarbonate transmembrane transporter activity; secondary active sulfate transmembrane transporter activity. The transcript has 8 exons. Gene Ontology annotation, biological process: transmembrane transport. The coding region runs from base 153 to 2279 and encodes 708 amino acids. Lineage: Eukaryota; Metazoa; Chordata; Actinopteri; Gadiformes; Gadidae.
UGGAGGUUUGUCUUGGAUCAGAAGGGCUCCAGAAAGGUUCUUAUUCUCCACCUCCACCACAAACACCUCUACCAACGAGCAGAGCUGACCGCCCAGGCCUCCAGCCAACCUCCAUCCUCCCCCCAACACAUCGCCUUCUCCAAGGGGCCAUCAUGGAGCCGCAGGACCUCCCCCUCACGGACCCACCGCAGCUCCUUGAGCGCCGCGUUCGCAAAGCCCAACCCCCGCUCUCGGCCCUCCGGUCCAGAGUCAAGGAGGAGGUGGCGUGCUCCAUGCCCAGGGCUCGCUCCACCCUGCUGGGCUUCUUCCCCGUUGUCAGCUGGCUGCCCAAGUACAAGCUCCAGGAGUACGUGUGGGGCGACCUGAUGUCCGGUGUCAUCGUGGGGAUCAUCCUGGUACCGCAGGCUAUCGCCUACUGCCUCCUGGCCGGGGUGCAGCCCAUCUACGGCCUGUACACGUCCUUCUUUGCCAACAUCAUUUACUUCUUCAUGGGGACCUCCAGACACGUGUCGGUGGGCAUCUUCAGCCUCAUGAGCCUCAUGGUGGGCCAGGUGGUGGACAGAGAGGUGUUCCAGGCAGGGUUUGACCUCAGCGACACAGACCCAGGGUCCUUCAACGGAACGGGUGUCGCCUCAAACCUCUCGGCAGCCACCGUGGAAGUGAUGGGAGUAGUUUAUAGCAAGGAGUGCUAUGCUAUUGCCAUAGCAGCCGCUCUCACGCUGCUAGCUGGAAUCUACCAGGUCUUGAUGGCAGUGUUCCGGCUGGGCUUCGUCUCCGUCUACCUGUCGGCUCCUAUGCUGGAUGGCUUUGCAACAGGUGCCUCCCUCACCAUCCUGACAGUGCAGGCCAAGUACCUCCUGGGCCUGAAGAUCCCUCGCCACCAGGGCUACGGCACUGUGGUGGUCACGUGGAUCAACAUCUUCGCCAACAUCCAGAACACAAACCUCUGUGACUUAGUCACCAGUGCCAUCUGCAUCUUUGUCUUAGUGGCAGGAAAGGAGAUCCAGGAUCGCUACAAGAGUCGCCUGAAGAUCCCCCUGCCCACGGAGCUGGUGGUGGUGGCUGGGGCCACCCUGGCCAGCCACUUUGGGAACCUGAACGCCCUCUACGGCUCCAGUGUGUCCGGUCACAUCCCCACAGGGUUCAUCCCCCCCACGGUGCCCGCUCUGGACCUGAUGCACCGCGUCGCUCUGGAUGCUGUCCCCAUGGCUGUCAUCAGUUUUGCCUUCACCGUGUCGCUGUCUGAGAUGUUUGCGAAGAAGAACGGCUACACGGUGCGUCCCAACCAGGAGAUGUUAGCCAUCGGCUGCUGUAACAUCAUCCCCUCCUUCUUCCACUGCUUCACCACCAGCGCUGCCCUGGCCAAGACCAUGGUGAAGGACUCCACAGGCUGCCAGACUCAGGUCUCCAGUCUGAUCAGUGCCCUGGUGGUCCUCCUGGUGCUCCUCUUCUUCGCUCCGUACUUCUACUCCCUCCAGAAGUGUGUCCUUGCCUGCAUCAUCAUUGUCAGCCUACGGGGGGCACUCCGGAAGUUCCGCGACGUUCCCGCCAAGUGGCGCGUGAGCAGGGCCGACGCCGUGGUCUGGCUGGUUGCCAUGGCAGCCACGGUGCUCAUCAGUGUGGAGAUCGGCCUGGUGGUGGGGGUGGUCUUCUCCAUGGUCUGUGUCAUCUUCGUCACGCAGAACCCCAAGGUCUCUCUGCUGGGUCGCUCCGAGGACUCAGAGCUUUAUGAGGACCUGGACGAGUAUGAGAACCUGGCCGCACCAGCUGGAGUCCGGGUCUUCCGCUUCCAGGCACCGCUCUACUACGCCAACAAGGACAGCUUCCUCCGGACGCUGUACGAGACCGUGGGGGUGGACCCCUUCCUGGAGAUGACCAGCAGGAGGAAGAGAGACAAGAAGGCCACCAAACGCCUGGCUGCCAAGCAGGCAGGGGAGGACUCAGAGAACCACAAGAACGGCAAGCUCUGCGUGGGACUGGUCCGGAGGGAACUGGAGUUCCACACCAUCGUUCUGGACUGUUCUGCCAUCCCCUUCAUCGAUUCGGCCGGGAUGGGUGCCUUUGCAGGGUUGGUGAAGGACUACGGUGAGCUGGGGGUGGCCGUGCUGUUGGCCGGCUGCAACACCCCCGUCAUCGACGCCCUGCGCCGGGGGGCCUUCUUCGGGGAGAAGGACCGAGACAUGGGCCUCCGGCUUUUCUACACCGUCCACGCUGCAGUGCUCUCCACCAGGAGCAGGGCGGCAGCUGAGGGCCACACAGCCGGCGACUCACAGGUAUAGAUGACAUGGAAGGAGCGUUCAGAAGAGGAGAAGAAGAAGAAAAGCAAGGGCUGCAGAUGACCGCGAUUCAUCUUGCAUUGAAUCUACCAUUGUUUUUCCUCUACCUCAAUUGUACGCUGUUCCAUUUGUCAAACGCUCGACAUGUAAGUUAAUCGGCUGCUCAUUCGGCUUGGGAAGCAAGGAUACAUAACAGGAAGUGAGAUUCUUCGAUCCGCUCACACGUCACCAGACAUAUACAUAUCACGCAGCCGUACGGCCAAACGUAACAAAUGUGCUUGGCCGUUGCCUCUGGGGACCCUGAAGCACCUCACAGGCUCCGGGAUCAAUGGAAAGGAAAAACGGAUGCUUGUUUACUCUGAAACGACAAGCUUUGUCAGUGUUAGAAAGUCUUACAUUCCUCACAAGAAUUAGUUUAAGAACUCCAGGAGUUUCCUGAAACCCCAACAUGAUCCUUUUUCUGAUACAAAGACUAUAAAGGGAAGCCAUCUAAAGCAGUGCCAAAACGGCAAUGAAGAUUCAUUUUGUGAUUAAUGAGAAACGUGUUUAAUCACUUUUAUCCUUGUUUGGUCUGAAGCAUCCAAACUUCAAUAAUCCAUUAACGAAUUUUCUCGUGUUUUCAUGGACAUAUUACCCUUUUAACCCUCUUCUGCCUUAUUAAGGGAAGAAUUUAUUAUUAAAUUAAUAAAUUUGGUUGGUUCAAUGGAUGGUACCAAUGGAUGCUCAGCCAAUCAACAGAGCAGGAAAUUACUCAACAUUCCGUUAGCGUGCAGCUUUAAAUUUCCUCACUUUCGGUUGUUUUCUUUAUUCAUGUAUUUAUUUUAACUUGGUCUUACUUACUGCUUGAGCUGCUGCCCCCGCUACCCGACCCCGGAUAAGCGGAUUGACGAAGUUAAAAUAUUUAGUAGGAACAUUUGUAAUGCUAUAGGGUGCACUCCUGUUCAUGUCUGUUUGUGCUUUUUUGUGGUCUUAUGUAAAAUCAGACCCAUGCAGCCUUAACACUGAUACUUGAAGAAUAGAUGGCCAAGAGCCAUGUUGUACUCAGACAAUUUCAUAUUCAAUGAUUUUUAAUUUGAUUUUUUUAUAAAUUGUUGCAAUUCCCCCAAAUAGCUUUUCUCCCCAAUAUAUUGUAUUUGAAAUGGUUCAUGAGAAAAUCUUGAAAGAAAAUCAAUAGAGAGCUAAUGAGCUUGGUUGAUGAAAACCCAAGCUUGGCCGUUAUUGCUAUCUGGGUGGGGGGGAUUCAGCCUUCAGGAGCACAACUCAGCUUUAGCACCAAGAUGGUAACCAAGAUUGCAACUUAGUUGACCGUCACCAAGUACGAGAUUUGUACUUUUAUCCUCUAAAUGUGUUGACAAGUUUGUCCAAUUGCUUUUAUUUGAUUCGUAGUUGAGAAUAUAAUUGUUCUAAAUUGUCCCAAUACUGUGAUAUCUAUUGUAGCUAACACAAUUUGUAAAAAAAAAUCUAAACCAAAUAAAUUGGUUGUUUGUAAUAAACAAUUAUCGCUGUCUUUUCCCCUCCUUUUGUAAAAAUCAACCUACAAACAUGUGAAGCAUUAAGCAUGCCAACA